Molecule: messenger RNA, 2900 nt
Organism: Aplysia californica (California sea hare)
Lineage: Eukaryota; Metazoa; Mollusca; Gastropoda; Aplysiida; Aplysiidae
Product: proton myo-inositol cotransporter
Exons: 11
Coding region: 387-2516 (709 amino acids)
Biological process (GO): transmembrane transport
Cellular component (GO): membrane
Molecular function (GO): myo-inositol:proton symporter activity
Source: RefSeq, a predicted model, not a curated record
ACCCAUACACCAAAACCAAAAGAUGCGAAACCCAAAUUUCGUUCAAGCCUGACCACAGAGGAAUUUGGCUGUUCUAGCAAAGCUACAACUGAAUCUUCUCAACCCUCCAAACACCCCACAGGCCUUUCAUACUCACCACACGAGCAUUAAGCAUAGAGAGCCACCAGCCUUCUGUGCCCUUGAGUGAAAACAUGUGUAUCCGCGCGUGUGUAGCGUGAGAGAAUUGGGGACGAAAAUAUGCGUUUGUGAGUUGGUCGCUUGAGGAAGCUUUCAUUCACGAGUCGAGUUUUCGUGGGUACUGGAGAUCACCUAUGUGAGCAUCACUCGUUUCCUUUCUGAGAUUCUUUGGCCUGCGCCGUUGGAAACUUUGAUAUAUCCUUAACACAAUGGAUAACUCCCCGGAAAAUAAAGAACAACAAGUCUCAGAGGACACAUCUGUUUCUCCAGAAGACAGCCAAGAUGGCGUCGUUGCUUCUCAGGAACCUCAAACUGACAAAGACAACGACCUUCAAACAGACCAACUUCAAAAUUCUGUAGAUGCAGAUAGAGCUCUAACUGAGACUGAAUCGAAAGACGCAGACCCAAACAAGUCUUCCACGCAUCCUAUCACAAAUGUUCCAGAUAGAAAACCUCCAGGGGAUGACCCCGUCACAGAAAAUGAGACAGCAGCUAAAGAGACAGAAAUCCCUGACGUAGACAGCACAGGGGUUCCCAAAUCUGACGCUACAGUUGUGCCGGCCCUAACGUCGGAGGCGCCAAAAGCUGAAAGAGAUUCUUCACGAGCCACAGACAAACUUGACCAGGAGAUGUCGCCACCAAAGUCCCCGGGAAAGCCUUCUGAGGGUUCACCAAUGUUUAUUUACGUUCUGUCGGCGCUUGCCACUGUCGGUGGUUUUCUUUUUGGUUACGACAUCGGUAUAGUGGCUGGUUCUAUGCUCUUUAUUCAACCCUACUUCGAGCUAAGCACCUUCUGGCAGGAAGCCGUUGUGUCUGGCACUAUUGGUGCUGCGGCUGUUGCUGCUUUGAUGUCCGGCUGGCUCACUGACCGCAUCGGCCGCAAGCUGACCAUUAUGACGUCAAGCAUCGUGUUCACGGCGGGUGGCGUUCUGAUGGGGUCUGCUCCCACCAGGGAGGUUUUGUUGCUGGGGAGAGUGGUGGCAGGACUGGGAGUUGGACUGGCGUCAGUGGUUGUCCCCAUCUACGUGGCUGAGGCAUCUCCCACACACAUCAGAGGCCGCCUGGUGUCUCUACAUCAGAUGAUGAUCAACACUGGCAUUGUGGUCUCCAGCCUGCUCGCUGGUGCCUUCUCUUACGUCAAACCAGACGGCUGGAGGUACAUGCUCGGCAUGGCGGCACUUCCCGGCCUGGUCCAGUUUGCCGGCUUUCUCUUCAUGCCGGAGUCUCCUCGAUGGCUCGUGGGGCGGGGCCUGACUGAAAAGGCGGAGCUGGUGCUGAAGCGCAUGCGUGGCGGAAAUGACGUCUCGGAGGAGCUGCAAGAAAUUAUAAGCACCAUAGAGGAGGAGAGAAAGGAGAGUGUCAGCGGGAUCCAACACAUCCUGAAGAUUCUAAAGACCCAACAAGUGCGACGAGCUUUAUUUGUGGGCAGCGCGCUCCUGUUCUUCCAGCAAUGGUGUGGUAUCAACACUGUCAUAUACUACAGCGGUACAGUUCUGAAAAUGGCCGGCUUCCCAGUCAAGUCAGCUAUUUGGCUAGUGACGGUGCCCAAUGCCAUCAAUUUCUUGGCCUCCUUCAUAGGGCUAUAUCUUGUGGAGAAAGUCGGUCGUCGUCCUCUGUUGAUUGGGAGCUUGGCUGGCACUAUUCUGGGCUUAGUGAUCCUAGCCGUGGGUUUCCAGCUAUCCUCAGACAACCCGGCCAUCCUCAACAGUACUCUGGUGGAACACUACAGCAACGGCAGUCUCAUUGUCUCCUGUACACAGGAGUAUAGUUCGUGUGACGCAUGCGUCAAGUCUUCAGACUGCGGUUAUUGUUUCACUGACGUCACAUCCGGUUCCUGUCUGCCAGCCUACGACGAGAGCCGGUCGUCUGCCGGUCGGUGUCUGACGUCAGAUAGCACAAGCACUGAGAUGAAGUGGGCCUUUGAGUUCUGCCCCAGUGACUACACCUGGAUAGCCCUGAUUGGCAUGGGAGUUUUCGUAUUUGCCUUUGCUCCAGGUCUCGGCCCCAUGCCAUGGACCAUCAACUCAGAGAUCUACCCUCUGUGGGCUCGCAGCACGUGCAACUCACUGGCCGCCUGCUGCGCAUGGGUGUGCAAUCUGGUUAUCUCCUUCACCUUCCUCACCAUGACAGAGAACAUCACCAUAUACGGAACAUUCUGGAUGUUCGCGGCCAUCACAGCAGUGGGUGUGGCCUUCAUGGUGUUCAUGCUGCCAGAGACCAAGAACAAAACCCUGGAGGAAAUGGAGCAGCUGUUUAUGACAUCCGGGGGUCGACAACAGACACACGGCCAGAAGGAGGGAACCUCUAACGUAAAGGUGUCCAACUCAGAUCAUUCAUAGGUUCAGGAUCCCGUAGACGCUCCGGGUUCUAUUAUCGUAACAUAGACGGCCAGGCGUCCAUGAGUAAAAUCAAACACUAUGUUUUACCAACAUGAACAAAAAGUGUGCUCAUUCCAGCAUGCAAAAACUAAAGCGUGUACAGCUAGAUGUUAUAUUUAAUGAGAAAAUGUUUUUCUUAUGCCUAUUUGCUUAACUGAUACUGUUAAUUCAAAUAUUUCAAGGGAAAUCCGUAACUAUUUUUUAUAAUCUAUUUCACAUUUUUUGUUCUGAAUUUACAGGGUAUACAUCUCUGUUUCAUCUCUAUCAUCUCCAUUCUGUGGACAUGGUCUCCUGCUACUUUUUUUUUAAAUUUUUUUCUGUAAAGUGUUUUACGGCGCUCGCAAC